AAUAAAGUGGAUAAGAAAUAAAGUGAAUAAUAUUGGUGAAUAAUAUAUAUGGCUAGACGUUCUUCUGAUAUGAUGGCCUCUUUGGCCUUAGGCAUAAGUAGUUUGAUUAUUAUGAAUGCCAUCGCGGUUGCGGGUGAACAACGCCGGCUCCUGGGUGAGACGGUGUACGACAUCACCAAAUACGGCGCCAAGGGGGAUGGGAAAACGGACGACGCAAUGUCAUUUAUUCAGGCAUUUAGGGCAGGAUGCGAAGGCAAGACACCGGCGAAGAUUGUGGUCCCACCAGGGAAAUUCAUGAUGGGGGAGGUUAUCCUAAGGGGCAAGUGCAAGGCGCCACCGCCACUGAUAAUCGACAUUCAAGGCACCAUCUUGGCCAAUCCCGACCCGAGCACCUACACCAAUAGGAUGUGGAUAUUGCUCGAGUAUCUUGAAAACGUCAAGGUCGGCGGCGGAGGCACCCUCAAUGGCCAAGGGGCCAACGUAUGGAAAUAUGCCGGAGAAAACAACAAAAUGCCUGUCAGCUUCACCUUCCAAUCCUCAAUAAAUGGAGACAUUAGCAACCUCAAAUUGGUGGACGCAAUGGGCUUCCAUAGCAAGUUGAUCGACAGCUCCAACAUCAAGGUCUCAAAAAUGAGUAUCACCGCCCCCGAAGACAGCCCCAACACGGACGGAAUCCAUCUCAGCAACGCCACCAACGUCGAGAUCACCGACUCCGUCAUUGCAACCGGAGACGACUGCAUCUCCAUCGGUACCGGCAGCAAAAACAUCCUAGUCAAAAAUCUCAAAUGCGGGCCUGGACACGGACUCGCAGUGGGGAGUUUGGGGAAACGCCCCGACGAAUUGAGCGUCGGGAACAUCACCUUCUCGAGCUGCACUCUGACGGGCACAACCAACGGGGCCAGGAUCAAGAGCUACCACAAGUCGCCGGUGCUGACCGCCGACAAGAUCGUCUUCGAAGAUUUGACUAUGAAUAACGUCAAGAACCCCAUCAUCAUCGAUCAACAUUACUUCUCCAAGACUCAACCCGAGCAAUCAAGCGUAAAGAUUACCGACGUCCACUUCCGAAGAAUCAAGGGCACCACGGUCUCCGAGAUUCCGGUGUUGCUCAACUGCAGCAAAAAGGUGCCAUGCUCAAACAUCGAAUUGGCCGACAUAGACUUGAAACCCACGGGGGAAGCCAAGACCGUCUCGUCUGCGUGUGAGGCCGCCGUCGGAAUCAAAGGUUCCGGCGUCCUCAACCCUCCUCUUCCCAAAUGCUAGCCUUACUUUUUCUCAUUAUACUUUUAUUUGUUUAUUUGCAUAUUCGCGAAUUGUAUCGUCCAGAAAUUGCGUCUACGUACUGUGCAAUUCCUAUGAAUAAAACAGCAACGGCACUUCAUUUUGUUAAACAUGUGCCCACAUAUUUCUAAUACAGUAGUACUGUUUUUUUU
Messenger RNA from Salvia hispanica, 1430 nucleotides. Its product is annotated as exopolygalacturonase-like. NCBI's taxonomy places the organism in Eukaryota, Viridiplantae, Streptophyta, Magnoliopsida, Lamiales, Lamiaceae. Gene Ontology annotation, biological process: carbohydrate metabolic process. The record is from RefSeq and is a predicted model, not a curated record. Gene Ontology annotation, molecular function: polygalacturonase activity.